AUGGGCUAAUUAUUUAGAAAACUUUGAACAACGCCAAGUUCAUCUGAUCAUUCACUAUCGCUAAUCAAUCUUCCUAGCUUUUUUGUUAUUUUUCGCCAUGAAUCGUUUAAUUUGUCAUUUGUGUGUAAAUUUGGUAGUCUAUAGAAGGCUAUAA
This is a messenger RNA of Spirodela intermedia, 154 nucleotides long. The record is from the annotation of a GenBank genome assembly. Lineage: Eukaryota; Viridiplantae; Streptophyta; Magnoliopsida; Alismatales; Araceae.